GGACGGAUGUUUGCCAUGUGCCAACCAGAGGUUCCCCUCAACCCACUUUUCCAUGAGGCAAACUCACAGCUGGACACAGCCUACCUUGUUGCCAGGGACGGUCAACCAGACAAGAACCUGAACUUCAUGGGCGAGGAGGCCUACGACAGCAAUGAUAACUGGAGCCAAACUACGCCAGGGGAGCCAGAGAUGCUGGAGGGUAAUACUGUUCAGGCACCGGAUAAUCAAGCAUUACUUCUACACAGGCAGAACACAAAGAGCAGACCUAAGGAUGUCCCACAGGUCCUAAACUCAGACGGUGUGUUGCUUGUCUCUGAGGAAGAAGAAGACAUCCGCAGGCCUCCGGAGGGGGCUGAGGUCAGUGGCUUGGAGCAGGAGAAAACCACUGCUGAGGAAAGUAUACAGCUGAAUGAGAAGGUGGCCAGCUCCCCUUUAGAGGACAACGGUUAUGCCAGCAGUUCCCUCAGCAUUGAUAGCCCUGACAGUGGGGGCGCCGGUGCCUGGGACGCGCCUCUUGUUGCCACUGAAGACCAGAGCGGUCAUUCGGAGUCAAAGCUGCCUGAUGCUGACCCUGGAAAGACCUCUCCAGUUUCUGAGGCCUUGUUCCCAGCGCUGGCCGAGGCCUUCCGGAACCUUCAGGAUAAGAAGAAGUUCAAGGAGCGGGAAAAAGAGAAGCACCACGUCCACUUGGUCAUGUACCGCCGCUUGGCGUUGCUCCGCUGGAUCCGCAGCCUCCAGCAGAAGGUAGUUGACCAGCAAAACCGGCUGCAGGAGAGCUUUGACACCAUCCUGGACAACCGCAAAGAACUCAUUCGGUGUGUCCAGCAAGGCAUGGUGUGUGCCAAGAACCCAGCACAGGCUGAAUUGUGAACGAUGCGCUCCAUCUCUGUCUGUGGGCUUCACAGUGCUGCUCCUCCUGGUUACCCAAGCAAGAAG
This is a messenger RNA of Euleptes europaea (tarantolino), 936 nucleotides long. It is a transcript of the gene C3H1orf216, whose product is annotated as chromosome 3 C1orf216 homolog. Bases 7 to 870 code for a protein of 287 amino acids. Lineage: Eukaryota; Metazoa; Chordata; Lepidosauria; Squamata; Sphaerodactylidae. The transcript has a single exon. The record is from RefSeq and is a predicted model, not a curated record.